AAAUUUAUUCAUCCGCGAUGUUCUUCCAUGCCAGCUGCGUCUUGAUCUCUUGGAGAUGACUCAGCUUCAUGAGAAGAGAGACGCUGAUUACUCUUCAUCCUGCUGGAUUCUCGAGCUCGUCGGUAUGGCAUUGACUCCAUGUAUUCGACUACCUUCGAAGAAAGAAAGAAAGAGAAAAGGAAUACAAGGUCCAGCGUUUCGUCGCAAUUGACAUUUCCGGCGGCGGAAUCGGCGCGAAAAUACAAACAACGAUAGCGACACGACGAUUCUGGUUCUGGUUGCCGCCAGGUAUCGCCACCGACAACAACAAUGGCGUCCGGUCGAUAGUCGACGGACGGAAGGAGGCGCUCUCUCGACUCUCGGCCUCGGCGAAGGUCGGAGACACACACAGUCUAGGCGAGAGACGGGGUUCUUCCUUCGCGUAAGAGAGAGACGAAAUCGAGUCGCGUCCGGGAAGUGCGCGCGGUAACGAGAAAAUAUGUCGCGUUCGAUCGCGCGACGACGACGACGGGCCGCGUAAUCGAUCGAUCGCGCGCGUCGGCACGUUUUCGCGCGAACGGCAGCGUGUCCGAACAUGCGUCCGGCGCGGGACGACCGAGGGUACCGAGCGACAACCGAGGAGGCUCCUUCGAGGAACUGUCAGGGGGACCGUCGCCACCACCAUCGCCGCCGACGCCGCCACCACCGCCGUUCCGCGUGAGUCAGUGCGAGCUCGGACGGAGGCGACGCGCACGCAAAAUGGCUUCGGGCGACAAUGUGGACAUGAUCGAGGUGGUCGAGAGCUCGACGAGCUUCCCCGGAUCGGCGACGCAGCCCGCGAUGGAUCACCUCAGGCCGGACCAGUCCACCGCCGAGGAAGACUAUAAAUCGAUUGGAGAAAAAACAACAGCAUUUGACAGUUUAGUGGUACAACAUGGUAUCACCGGAGGCAAAACCCCUGCGGGGGUAUCGAGAAACAAAUCGGAACGAGAGAGAAAGAUCGGGCAUCGAAGAGUUGGAGUGGGUGGUGAAAUUACAUAUAAGAAAAUUCAAACUACGCAAAUUAUGGGAUCCAUUCAGUUGGGAAUACAGCAUGCUGUCGGUGGUCUUGCAAGUAAACCGGAACGCGAUCUAUUAAUGCAGGACUUUAUGACAGUGGAGACAACGAACUUUCCCAGUGAAGGGUCAAAUCAUACUCCAGCCCAUCAUUUUUCGGAGUUUAAAUUUAAAAAUUAUGCACCCAUUGCAUUUCGUUACUUUAGAGAUCUCUUUGGCAUACAACCGGAUGAUUUUUUGAUGUCAAUGUGUAGCGCUCCGUUGCGUGAAUUAUCAAAUCCUGGCGCUAGUGGGAGUAUCUUUUAUCUAACGGAUGAUGAUGAAUUUAUCAUAAAGACUGUGCAGCAUAAAGAGGGAGAGUUUUUACAAACUCUACUUCCAGGAUAUUAUAUGAAUCUAAAUCAGAAUCCGAGGACACUAUUGCCAAAAUUUUUUGGGUUGUAUUGCUAUCGAUGUAAUAGUAAGAAUGUUAGAUUAAUAGCUAUGAAUAAUCUUUUACCUUCGUUUGUAAAAUUGCAUCAGAAAUAUGAUUUAAAAGGAUCUACAUAUAAGAGAAAGGCAUCGAAAGGAGAACGUUCAAAGUCUUCACCGACGUAUAAAGAUUUAGAUUUCAUAGAGCAUCAUCCAGAAGGCAUCUUUUUAGAGGCCGAUACGUAUGGUGCGUUAGUAAAAACUAUUCAACGGGAUUGUCGUGUAUUAGAAAGUUUCAAAAUUAUGGAUUAUUCUUUACUUGUUGGAAUCCAUAAUCUUGACCAGGCUGCAAAGGAAAAAGCUCAAGAGCAAAGAUUGUCAGCAAGCGCGGAUGAAGAAGUUGGAGAAAUGGGUGAAACUGAUGGAUUUAUUCAAUCUGAAAGGGAAAAGGAUAGAGAAGAUAGAAUAGGCGCUGCCGCUUUGAAUCGAUCGCGCAGUAUAAAUCGUCAAAGAUUGGUUGCUCAUAGUACGGCAAUGGAAAGUAUUCAAGCUGAGAGUGAACCGAUAGAUGAAGAAGAUGAUGUACCCUCAGGCGGUAUUCCUGCCAGAAACGCACGCGGUGAACGUCUUCUGUUAUUUCUUGGUAUUAUCGAUAUUUUGCAGAGCUAUAGAUUGAAAAAGAAAUUAGAACAUACGUGGAAAUCGAUGAUACAUGAUGGGGAUACUGUGUCGGUACAUCGACCAGGAUUUUACGCGCAACGCUUUCAGGAUUUCAUGGCCAAGACAGUAUUUAAGAAAAUACCAUCACUGGACCUACCUGAGAUUAAGGGGAAUCACCGCAAAUUCCGUAACCUCGUCACCAGCUAUAUAGCCUUGAAGCAUUCCCCGUCGAAGAGAAAGAGUAUAAGCAGACCGCUGAGGCCGCUGGAGGGUGAUUUCGAUUCGACUGCGGUGGCGGCAACUGGAGGUUCGGCAAUGCAUGCUACAUCACCCACGAAGGCCGCGGUUAGCCUGCCCGAGUCUGCGAUCAGCGCGACGAACGCGGCAGUCACGAGUGGCUCGGUGCCGAUCGCCACCUCGACCCCGGUUAAUCCCGUCGCCGGUCCGCUGAGUCCGCCCCCGUUGACCCUGGCCGCCGGUCCGCAUCCGCACGAGCAUCCGCCCGGGCCCGCUCCCGCGGUCAAGGUCACGAGUUACCCGGCCGUGCUGAAGGGUAGAAGCGCGGCGAGUCCGCCGAAUCCGAACCUGGUCCCGUCCGGCAAGGUUCCGCCGCCGGUGCCGCCGCGGGGCACGGGUCCUUCGAGGACCUCCGCCAGGUCCUCCGAGGAGCACCGGACGGCCGGCGCCACCACCUCCUCGACGACGUCGUCGGUGACUUCCAGCCGAGGUGGCACCCUUCCUUCCACCUGUUCCACCCCGCCCCCGCCCUUUGACGAUGCAGUCCGCUCGAACGACCAAACUCUGGCUUCCGGUGGUCAUCUUCAACAAGGCGCGACCAUCCUCGCGAGCAACCUGAGUUCCGCUCAUUCCAAGCAAAAUAAGGUUGUUCAUCAUGUUACGCUUACCAAGACGUAUCACGACACUGUGAGGAAAAGGAGAAUCAUAUCGGACGUGCAUUUGGAGAGCAGCGGUAGCGGUAGCGGCAGCGGCGGCAGGGAAACCAAGUCCUCGCUGAGCGUCGAGAGCGGAGGCAGCAGUCGUGGGGGUGGCUGUCUCACGUGGACUCCACCGGCCGGAAGCGCCGAGGGUUCGACACCCACGUGGACCGAGGGGACGCCGUCCUUCACCGAGAGUUCUAGCAGCGGCGACAUAGGUUGCCCGACGACGCCGAUCAAGGGUAAUCAACGUCAGGAUGACGGCGGAAGGAUCGCGGCCACCGUGGAAGAGGCACUAGCGAGUCUCACGACCGAAAUGACUCAUCUAUAAACGAGCGAACGGAGAUAGUUAUAGAAAAAGCAAAAAGAGAGCGAGAAAAAUGAUUGCGGGACACAAAUAUGACUGGCCUGACGGGCAGUUGGUGCAUUUAUAGAAAUCUCUGGAAUUAGUGUAUGAAAAAAGCUUUAGUAUUAAGUUCAACGUAAGUCCCAAACACGUAGCAAAUAAGCAAAGUAUGCUUGGAACUGACAGAGUGCUGUCGAUAUAUCCCUUUUACACCGAGAGAAAAAUUAGUUCGACUUUAUAUUCCACUUAGAAUUUUUGCAAAAUAACUCAAAGUGGUAACAAAAUUUAAAUUAGAAAAUUAUAUUUAAAUUUAAUCAAUUGUAAGUUAUAGUUGCAAUCAUCUGCUGAAAAAAUAUUUUCCUCUCGGUGUCCUUGUUGAACAUCUGUAAAGUCUUUAAGAAAAUCUUUAUUUAUUUAAAAAAUUAUUCAAUAUAAUCGUUCAGUUAACAAUUAUAUUAUAUAAAUGAUAAAUGAUCGAUGUGUAUACAUAUAGUACAAAUCUCGAAACGUUAGAAGAUAUUUCUUCGAGAUAUAUCGCGCAUAUAUAAUUUCAUAUAAUAAUUACCAAGGCAAUUACCCUUGUUAAUUGUUUUCUCUGAUUUUUGCCAAGCGGAGUAUUGAAAAGAUGUUUUUCGACUCGAUGGCCUCGCUGCUGCUUUUGGCAACGAGUGCAUUAUGUUUAAGUUAUUUAUUUUUUUCUGCUACCGUGUACUGCCUCAUGUACCAAUUAAGAUGUUUUUUUCGUGACUAUAUCGAGUACACGCAACGGGUAUCACUUCCGUAAAUUUAUUUGCGAAAAUUGCAUUUGCAUACUUUCACAUCUCUAUACUGUCUUUCAACAUAGACCCUCUAAAGAUCUUUCAGUCAAAUCUUUUUUUCCUAUUCUUAUCAUUUCGAAAUAAUAAAAUCACAAUUAUUAAGCUGCGAAUAUAUAAAUAAACGGUCGAGCAGCGGUGUUUUACUUACAGAUCGUUUGAUUAAAGUGCAUGUGUGUCUCGAUCGCGGAAGAUAGUUUGUCAUUUGAUAGCGUGCACGUUUAGAUGUGUUUAACACAUAGUGGAUGUAUUUUCGGGGAAAUAUAUCCGCGAAACGUGAAUGAGCAGAGAUCGUAAGUGCUGAGAUACAAAUUGCAGGGGAAGGUGUUAGCGGUAACUAGCAAUUACCUCAAUUGAUCUUGGCAUAGAUAUUUUAAUAACGAGACUUGCCUCAAUUGCCACGAGUUAAUUGUCAUAAUAGACGCAAGUUUCUAUCAUGUGUAUGCGUAUCUCUGCCAUUGAAACUAUUGAAUCCGUCGCGAUAAUUGCGUUCUCAUUCCAUAUGCAUAAAUACGCUGUCUCGAAAUUCUUGCAUCAUUCUUGUACAUUCUUGUAUAAAUCUGAGCAUUCUCAGUCUUUUCCGCAAUUUAGCAAAUUGUUACGUACGAUAAUGAAGUGUUAAGAAUUCCGUGUACAUAUAAUUAUUACAAAAGAAAUUAAUUGGAAAAACAUUCCUUUUCCGAUCCCGUAAUCUUUCAACGUUUCCCAAUUUUUAAUUCGAGUUUAGUAUUCUGCGUUAUUGUAAAUAAAUAUUAUUUUUUCCGUGUUUCUCGUUUACGCAGUAUUAAAAUCAUUCUUCUCCGAAAAAUGUUCACGCGAAUGGCACGGCAGAAAACGCUCGUAAUUCACAAAUAGUUUGAGAAUAGAUUUUAAAUUUUAAAAAAAGUUGAGUAGAAUAUAAGUACAAUUAUGCAAUAAUCGAGGAAGAUAAACAAUGAGAAAUAUACGGUUAUUGAUCUUUCAUGAGUGAAUGUCUCUGUUAUCUUUCUUUAGUCUUUUUACUCUAAUACAAAAUAUUUUAAUAAUACAUUAUAUCAGAGUGAUUAAUAUUGUAAAUAACUAAAAUGACAAAUUGCAAAACUAAAAGAAUUGUCACAUAUAAGAAGAAAUUGUACUAUUUUAAAUAAUAAAUUAUAUUAAUUAAU
Nylanderia fulva is the source of this 5347-nucleotide messenger RNA. The record is from RefSeq and is a predicted model, not a curated record. NCBI's taxonomy places the organism in Eukaryota, Metazoa, Arthropoda, Insecta, Hymenoptera, Formicidae.